AUGGAGAAUCUUCAGUUGGGUGACAUGGUCCUUACUGGUAAGGCAGACUAUGAACCUGUUUAUGCCUUUGGCCAUCAGGAAAAGGAUGUACUUGCUUCCUUUGUCCAGAUUCACAAGAAGGACAAGCAACCACUCGAAGUGACUCCUGAGCAUUUGGUCUUCCUUGAUGGCCAUGCCAACCCUGUCCGUGCUGAUUCCAUCAAGGCUGGAGAUAUGCUUGUUGGACAAGAUGGUACUACCAAUAAUGUUGUUACCAAGGUGAAGACCAUCACCAAGAAGGGACUUUAUGACCCCUUGACCCGUUCUGGAACUAUUGCGGUGGACGGUGUGAUUGCCUCCACUUACAUCUCUCUCCAAGAUAAGGAAGCCUCUGCUGAGUAUGUGGACUUUCAGGGGGGAAUGAACAGUGGAAUAUCUCAUCAUGACUUUGUCCACAUGGUCUUGUCUCCCUUCCGCAUGCUCUGCAGUGGCGUGUCAUCCAAUAUGUGUACCCCAACUGCCAAUGAUGGAAUGCCUUUGUAUGUUUCAAAGGGAUUGGACUUUGCCAAAUGGGCAGACAAGCAGAAUCUUGUGGUCCAGGGCUUGCUCUUCUUGUUGGUUGCUACCAUCUGCAUGGCCUGUUUUGCUGUGGAAGCUUCCUUUGGUCCCAAUCUUGCCCCAUUGGCCAUGUUGGUUGCUGCAGUCAUUUGGUACAAGCAGAAUGGUAUCUGGAAGGAGAAGCAGGUUUGA
Molecule: messenger RNA, 729 nt
Organism: Seminavis robusta
Lineage: Eukaryota; Bacillariophyta; Bacillariophyceae; Naviculales; Naviculaceae
Source: the annotation of a GenBank genome assembly